Messenger RNA from Xyrichtys novacula (pearly razorfish), 37103 nucleotides. NCBI's taxonomy places the organism in Eukaryota, Metazoa, Chordata, Actinopteri, Labriformes, Labridae. The record is from the annotation of a GenBank genome assembly.
AUGCUGGAGGAAAAGAAGGCCAGGGAUUUCCAGGAACAGGUCUCAGCAGAUAAAGGGAAAACACUGAAGACCAGCGAGACCCCUAACUCUGAUGCUGGUACAGCCAACGGCACUGCAAAAAGGAUCCAAACCAUCAACCCGUCACGCCGGUGAGGACAGAAAUCUAUCUUUGUACCUUUGUUUGGAAAGAGGUCGUGCAUCUCAACUUAGUUUUAUGUCCUCAACGGGAUGUUUGAAAAUCAGAGUCAAACCGGUUUCCUGUAUGGAAAGCACAGGAAGACAAGAUUUUCUCUAAUCACUGUCAGGAAUAUUUUUAGUGUAAAAUAAUUUUGAUUUCUUAGAUUAUUUUAACGCACCAUAGCCGUAAUAAAUCAGCCUGAAAACACAACAAUGUUCAGGCUGAGUCUGGAGUGACCACAUUCUCGUACGGCCAUGUGUGCAUGCAGCACAAUUAGCAAGUGUGAAAUAGACCUCUGGUAUUAACCUCGGCGAGUCCGACCGACCUUACAGCUAAAACAAGAAGACAACUGUUUGUGUGAGCGUUACGUCUGUGUGUGCUGGGGCUUCAUGUGUGGAAAUCCAGGGCUUUAAACGUUUUCCUUGGCUAUGCAUGGUAUCCAUAAUGUCUGGGAUCAAAAAAACAACAAAGACGUGUUGUGAAAUUUAAUGGCAGUGGUGAGAAAUGUUGGCAGAUAAUAGCUUCAGUGUUGAAGUGCGAAUCUAAGUAUGAGGUAUGAUACGACUGUUGGACCAGGAAAAAAACUAUUUCAUAAGAAGUUUUUAGUCCAGUUCAAGUCCAGAAACAUUAGGGGGGGCAUAAAGAAGGCAUAUGCUGCAUUCCAGUUGUACUUGGAAGUCGGAAUUUCCGAGCUCCGAGUCGGAUUUCUGACUCGGAAAGUCGGACGAUCCUCACCAACCCCAACCUGGUGACAAUGUGAUAUUCCAAGAUGGCAGCGCAGUGCAUCAACAGUAAAAAGUACUGUGUUGUGCGUUGUUGACAACUGGUAUCGCUGACAACAGCUAACAACAACUGACAAUGGCUAAUGACAGCUGAUAAUUGUAAACAACAGCUAACAAUGGCUAAAUGUAGGCGUCUAUCUUGGUUUUUCGAAAUUGUUAACUGGAAUGCCGUCAACUUGGUCGUAACAUCACUCCCAGCUCCGACAUCUGGCCUCCGAGGUAACUGGAACGUAGCAAUAGUACUCAACUGUAUCCUCCAAAUUAUGCUGCGUUCCUGUUACCUCAGAAGUCGGAUGUCGGAGCUUGGAAUGACGUUAACCCAAGUUGGUGGCAUUCCAGUUAUCGAGUCAGGAAAACCGCUACCAUCUUGGAUUAUGAUGUUGUCGUCAAGUCGGGGUUGGUGAGGAUUGUGCGACUUUCCGAGUCGGAAAUCUGACUUCAGGGGGGCGUUCCAGAUGAAUUCCCAACCUCGGAGCUUGGAAAUUCCGACUUCAGAGUACAACUGGAAUGUAGCAUUAGGACAUGGACAGAAUAUCUGGGCUCAGCUAGGACGUUGAGGUGGUCUGGUUUGGUGGCUGCUUUUUGCAGAUGACAUGGUCCCGUUGGCUUCAUCAACCCGUGACCUUCAGUUCUCACCGGAUCAGUUUGUAUCGAAGUGCGAAGUGGCUUGGAUGAGAACCAGCACCUCCAAAUCUGAGUCCAUGAAUUCCAGCUCCAGGUUGAGAUCCUGCCCCGAGUGGAGGAGGUCAAGUAUCUAGAGUGGAGUUGGAGAUCGACAGGUGGAUCGAUGUGGCGUUACGGACGAUGCACAGGUCUGUCGUGGUGAAGAGGAAAACCGGUCGAUCUACGUUCCUACGAUCAUGAAAUGUGGGUCGUGACCGAAAGAACAAGAUCGCGGGUUCAAGUGGCUGAAAUGAGUUCCUCCUUAGAGAUGGGGUGAGACGGAGUCAGAUGAGGUGGCUUGGGCAUCCAACCAGGACGGGGAAGACCCAGGACACGCUGGAGAGUCUGUGUCUCUUUGCAGGCCUGGGAAUGUCGCAGGUGUAACCGUCUCGUACCAUAACGCCGUUAUAGAUCCUGGCUCGCAUUGAUGGGAUGAUAGCAUUAAAGGAAAGUAAACACCACCUCAUCCUCCUGCUGUGUAAAUGUUUGUGAGCUAAAGUGGAAGAGAGGGCUAAAGGCGAUAAUGAGCGGGAUCGGUAUGAGACUUAUGCAAUAAACAAAGGAGUUAAAGGUGAAACGAAGAAAACGGCGGUCCUGUGUGUGUGCGGCACAAAGGCUUAAGGACGCUUUCUAUGCGAGGUGUCAAAUAGCUUCACUCUGCAGCACAGCUUUGAGGAUUUAGACAGCUGGAUUUAGGAGUGUUUAUGUGUAUGUGAGGAACAGAGAGUGUGAAUCUAAUUUACCUCCAUCUCCUCCUUGUCUCUAUUUUCAGGUUUUAUUUCAGCUCUGUCAUCCGACGCGUGUGUCACAUUUUAUUUAAAGCUCGAAUCACACAAACACAUCAAUUCUUCGCUGUUGCAUCAUUAAGUUUCAGAUUCAUGAGUCUAUAUUUGAUGGUUGAGGUUAAAGUUAUGAGGAUUUUUAGACUGAAACAAGUUCUUCAAACUAAACGCUGAUUUAUAACCCGACUGCCCCCACACGGCCUCUGAUGAUGAUUUAAAGGCUCCUUCACCUUGAGACAAGCCGACCUUGUACUCUUACCUUGGCCAUAACCUCGUCUCAGUCGCACUCACAUUUAGCCUACACACUCACCAUAUGACCAAACAGCUCGUAAAUGUCUGAGCUGUGCGUGUGUGUGUGUUAGAAAGAGAGAACAGGUGGAUUUUAGAGCGCAGCUGCUGCUCUCUUUUUACGAUCCGAGUUUAUUUCUCAGUCCCUCUUUCUCUUGACUGCACAGACUCCAGAAUCCCUUUUAACCAAGUUCAACUUUUUUUUAUUUUUUUUAUUUUUUGCCCUCCUAGUGCUUUUUUUUUUUUUUUAAUUUGUGCAGUGUGACAAUACAAGACAUACAACAAACAAUGGCAUUUGUGGUUUUGUGUGUGUGUGUGUUUGUGUGUGGUGUGUGUAUUAUAUAUGUGAAUAAUAAUGGAAAAAAAUAUAUAUAUAUAUUACAAUUGUCAGACAAGCAAAAGAAAAUUAUAAUACACGAACAAUAUCAAUAAUAAUAAUAAUAAUAACAACAAUAAUAGUAAUAAUAAUAAUAAUAAUAAUAAUAAUAAGAAGAAGAAAUUUGUGGUCCACCAAGUUCAACUUUUAACAGAGAUAAAAAUCACUUUUUCAUUUUUUAAAGAUUGUCUUCCAUUGACGAAAAAAUGAAUCACGGCAUGUCUGUAUAGGCGAUUUUUUUUUUACAGUAGCUCAGACCUUUCCGAUCAGAAUCUUCCGAUCGACAUGUUACGUAACGCAUCUUUAUCCCGAUCGGGCAUUUAUUCCGAUUAUUUGUGCCCAUGUAAACGCAGCUACUGUCCCGCUCUGAGUCCUUGCGUUUUCUCCCACUCGUUGACACUCAACACUUUGACACAAUGCUGCACGCCUUCCCCGCUUGUUUUACCACUCAGGCUGUUAUUACUUCGCUCAAAAUAACCUCCAGGUCGAGAUGAACUCACUUUAGUGCUAAAUCGCAGACUUGCAAAGCAUUAGCGUCUCCUGAUGACGUGGUCGCUUUCUGUUCGGCUCUAUUAGCUCAUCUAGCCGUGAAAAGAGUUUCUGGGUCAACCAUCCAGUCCUGCCUCAGAAUCACAUAUUAACCGUGAUCGCUGUGGACAGGACUUCCUGGUGCUGAGCUGCAAGUCAGCGGCGUGAUUCUUCAGUUGUGUGCAUGCAGGAAAAAAUACUCAAUUUAUUAUUCCAAACUUACAAGUAACAUUAUUCUUGUCCUUGGAUCUUUUUAACCGCAUUAUCAGACCCCUGAAAUAGAAAAUCUCCAUAUCAGCUGAUACGGUGUCAAGUAUAAUGUGUGCUUCUUGAAAUGACACAUAGCUCAACGGUGAUGAAAUCUUUUCCUCAGCUGUAAAUGAAGCCAAAGUGUGAUGAUAUUAUAUCAGACACACGUGGUCACUCUGGCCCACAUGAGGCGGUAUCACUAUCGUUUCAGGCUGCCAACUCAUUCUGGCUCCGUGUGAGAUCAGAGGAAAAGUAUUCCUGAGAGGAUUCAGACUGAUCGCUGGUGAAAGAUCUCACACUUGUACCCGUGUACUGACAUGGCCGAGGUACAGGUUCUUAAAGCGUAAAAUUAAUUAAGGGUCAAACACACUGUAACACUGAGUUAGAAUCCAGAGAUGAAUGUUGCCGACCGCUUAAUUCUCUAGUUAUACCAACUUAAGUAACGACUGCAGGAUAGCAAUACAGAGAGCCACGCGCUCAACCAAAACGCCACUCUAUAGCCACAAAUAAUGCUCAGAACAGCACCUAACUUCAUCAACAGGACAUAUAGGUUCACAGACAUAGUACUAGACACCAAACAUCUUUUUGACUUUGACUAAUUUCUUUAGCAAAGAGACUAAACACAACUCACCUACUCUCUUCCAGCAGCUGCUUGUUUGUACAAAUACCUCUGGGCGAGUCCAUCGGCUACAGCGGGGUGCUGCAGCUCAAGGAAGAACAUUUAUGAUCAUUUCUUCAUGGAAAUACAAUCAGACCGAGACGCUAAGACAGAAGAACUACCGAGUCUGCAGUGCAAAAUAAUUAAUAUGAAGAUUAUUACUUCAAGGAAACGAUAAAGUAAUGAUCAUAAAUGUUCUUCCUUGAGCUGCGGCACCCCGCUGCAGCCGAUGGACUCGUCCGGAGGUCUUUGUACGAACAAGCGGCUGCUGGAAGAGAGUAGGUGAGUUGUGUUUAGUCUCUUUGCUAAAGAAAUUAGUCAAUUCGUUCAUUGGACAUUUAGAAGAAUCCACAUUUCUCACUUCAGCUCAACUGGAAGUGGAAGUGAUUCGGUUUAGUACCUUCACUUUAAAGACUCGGUUAUUUUGAGCGAAUCGUUCGCGAAUGACACAACACUAAUGUUUGGUGUCUAGUACUAUGUCUGUGACCCUAUAUGUCCUGUCGAUGAAGUUAGGUGCUGUUCUGAGCAUUAUUUGUGGCGUUUUGGUUGAGGUUUGUUUAUGGCUCCUCAGACCGCUGUGUAUUGCUAUCCUGCAGUCGUUACUAAAGUUGGUUUAACUAGAGAAGCAAGCGGUCUGCAACAUUCAUCUCUCGAGGCAGUGUCUAACUCGGUGUUACAGUGUGUUUGACCCUAACUUAAUUUUACGCCAGAAUAUUCCUUUGAGUGAAAUCAGCAUGGUGGGCGCCGGAUAUUCACAGCUUUUAUCAUGUGGGUGUGAAGACGCUAAAAGGAGCAGAGGUUCCAGCCUCAGACUCACCAGAGAAACCUCAAAAACUCUGUCGCACGAGCCACGUCUUUAUUUACUGUCCCGUACUUCCUGCCAAGUCACUUAUUAAUAGAGGAUGAAAAUGAGCUCAUAGGACGAUGAUCCUGGCUUGGUUUUGUGUUGCAGAGUUACAACAUGUAGCCAGUCAGGGUCAUUAAUAAAAAACGUCAUGAAUGUGUCAAAUAGCUAUUCCUAGAAUUACAGAAAUAAAUGAUUUAAAGGUCUCUAAAGACCAACUUUAACCCGUCAAACUCUCUACAAGUGUCGGAAUAUUUCAGAAUGACCACUCCCUCUCCUUCCUCUCUCCUUGACUCCUUCCUCACAUCGCCUGUCAGAAAUAUCAGGACAUAUUAAAGCGCCAGCGCUGCAGAAAGAUUAAUUACGUCUGGAGCAUAGCAGCAGCAGGGUUUGCCUGGUUUGGGUUACACUGCGCACUCCCUGUCAGCACUGCAGGAUCAUUUAAAACCAUCUGUGCGGCGCUGGGCGUGUUGCUGAGGGCGCAGGGAUUCCCAGUAGCUGCAGGAGUGAACACAUAACCUAAAGGCUGGUUGAUGAAAGAGGCUCCGGCGGCAUGAUUGGUGAGGGUGGGCGGCAACAAAAAAUGUCAUAACCAGGUUUUAACUUUCACUGUGACGAAAAUAAAGACCAGAGAGGGACGGAAAUAAACAGAAAAACAUGGAAAAACACCCGGCACAUGUGAAUAUACACCUGAUCACAGAAAAAUAACAUUAGCUGAAGUUUUAAGGGUUAAAUUUCAGAGAAGGAGACUCAAUAAAAUCUGUGUGGGUUAUCAAGGUAGUCCACGCUGAGGUCUCGGCCAUGAGAGUAGACCUCUGUGAGGACAGCGAUGACAGCUGACAAUAAAAUAACACAUACUCUGGCUCCGCGUCCUCUUAAAGACAAACAUAGAUACACACACACACACUCACUCACACUGCUGCAGGGCUGCCAAUCAGCUGUUGUGUCGUGGUCAGGUGUUAAGCCCUGUGGUGCAGAGGAAGGGAUAAAGAGGAUAUAUUUAUUAAUUUGCUGUGAUACUCCUCGGAGAAUAAUCCUUUAAUGAAAAUAUUCAUCAUCACCCUCUGAUACACCGUUGAGUCAACAGUCUGUAAAGUCAAAAGCUGUUUAUUGUCAAAAGCUUGAGGCUCUCAGACGGCUGUGGGGACACAAUAUAUCUGCUGUUGGGCCUUUAAGCGAAAUGUACCUUUAAUAAAAAGCAGUGUGAGGUUGUCAAUUGCAAUUUAUUUCAAGUGACGCUAAAAUGAAAAUCUUUAUAUAAAAUCUUUUAUUUCUCUAGAUGAUGUUACUUUUGGAACGAUACUACCAAGUAAGAAUGAUGAACUCUGUUGCAAUGUAGUCUUAUGUCUUGCCAAAUGUCAUCCCCCAGAUUUACUGUUUUCAUAAACUAAUGUAAAAUGUAUUUUAAUUCUCUUAAAACUUUUACUGGUUUGAAGGAACAAAAGUUAUAUGAUAACUUCAAGAAUUUUCCCGCGAUAUGAACAGCAAAAAAUAUAUCUUAAAAAAGAAAGAAAACCCUUGUCAAAUUUUGCAUAGCAUAAAUAAUUUUAUUUAUUCCAAGUAACUUUGAUGUCUCUGUUUGCUUGUUGUUCUUUAUUUUAUUUUUUUCUUUCCCAUAUUGUUGAUAUGAUAUGUUAUUUCAAUAUUGAAAUCACUGUAUUAAACUAACUCUGCUAUGUUUGGAAUUAUAAUUUUGGUAACUCUGAAUAAAGCAUUUAAAAAAAAAAAGUUUUAAACCUGCUUCUUAUGGGAUAUUUGUUGUAAAAACAUGAUUGAUUGGACAUCAAUCAAUUAAUUGACCAGAGUGGUAAAACUCUAGUUUCUGUCCACAGCUUGACUGUAUUUUAAUGCAAAUGGCCGAGCUUUUAUUUUGAAGGCAGGGCACCGGCACCGUUUCGACAUUUCCCGGCAGUUUCCGACGGUUGAGGGUUAAUUGCGGCGAGCAUCGAGGAGAUACGACAUGGCCCAUUAAAGCUGCAAGAUAUUCCUGAAUAACGACAGGUAUGCGGCAAAAAAACGACCCAUAAACUCACGGAUUGUGUUGGUGUGCAGUUUCAGCUUCUGGUUCUGAAGUGUUUCAACGUCGGUUUGUCGCCAGUGUUGCUGGUUACGCCGCGUCGGCCAUGCUAGCUGAGUUUCGCUUCGUUCAGUCUGACUUUGUGCCAACAAAUGGAAUUAUUGGGAAAUAGUUUCGAGGUUUUUGAAGGUGCUUUGUUUUACAGCUCAAUGUAGAGUCAACCGUAACGGCUUGUCAGAGUGGAAGUCAAACAUCUACGUUAUCAUCCAGACGCUGAGAUCUAAUGCUAACGAUUGUAGCCGUUGGUGUAGCUGUUUGCUAAAUGUUCAUGAUUGUUAAAGGGUCAUGUUGGUUGAAUGUAUUUGUUGGUUAGAUGCACUUGCUGAGCCGGAAACAUACAGGAUCCGUAUUGAACGCGUUCCGUAUCCGCUCCGUCGAGCAACAGUGGGUAUUGCGUACAGGAUUCGUAUUUGGAGCGUAGUAGCAGCAGCAGCAGCAGCGUAAUGCGGGGCUGCACUCCAGUGCUGCUCUACGCGCUCAAUACGGAUCCUGGAUGUUUUCGGCUUUAGUUAACCGUUUAUGUUAGUUAAAUAUCCCUAAUGAGAAAAAAUUGAAGUUUCUGUGUGACACAGCAACUAAGGAAAUUUUGGAGCUGACGCUGAAGUUAACAUCCUAUUCACAGUUUCAGGGUUUUGGAAGCAAGGUCCAAAAUCACGGUGCCGAUAUUAAGGGUACAGGGUCAGAGGGUGUCUGGAGGAUAUUCUGUUCUGUUCUUGUGGAAGUGAAACUGUUUUGGAGUACUUUUCACAGCACUUGAAACUGGUGGGGGCCUGAUUACAGUUUUUGGCCGAUAUCGAUUUACUCUGAAUUUAAUCUCUCUGCUGUGUCUGUGGUGUUGGUACCUUUUCUAAAUUUGGCAUGUUUAAUUGCUUGCUGAGCGGUUGAUGACACUAACAGAUUUCUAACAGAGUGAGUCUGUGAGUAAAAUACGAGUUUUUGCAUGGGUUCACUAGUUAGCCAGUAUUGUUGUCUGGUUGUCAUACUGGACUUUAUAAAAACAGUCGAUUAUCAAACAUAAAAUCUACAGUUAUAAGAUACUGAACUUUAAGAUGUGCUUUUUUUCCUGCUGCAAAACAUUUAUUUUAGGAUCCACAGAGAGAACAAAUGAGUUAUUGGUUUUAUUAUGUAUUCACAGGAACAGCAUUGACUUUGUUUCUUCACUUGAUCUGUGCUUUUACCUCUCCUUCAUUUCUUGCUAGUGAAGACCAAGAAGAGAAAGAGAUGCCAUCAGUGUGUCCCAACAGGAAGCACCAGCCUUCACAGCCAACACCUGAUCUUCCAGAUGGUGGAUUUCUCCCAUCCAUGACGAUGAUGUACUGUCCCGUUAAAUAAUCCCUUCCUUUCUUUCUUAACUUUUCAGCUUUUCAUCACCCUUGGAGCACUGCACCCCCUGUCCCACUCCCAGGCCCCUGACGGGCCCUCAAGUUGGAGGGCUCCCAGGGAGCUCACUCCUGUUUGGCCAGCAGGCGGCCACCUUACGGCUGGCUCAACUAAAAGCUCAGAUUGCAUUAGCACAGAUAAGCAACGCUCUGUCUUUUGGCAAUCCGAGUGCAACCUUUACAAGCAACUCCAACAAAUCUGUUCCAUAUGUAUCUUCUGCCCCUCCCUCCCCAACCGCUGCAGCCAUAAAUCUUCUCAACCUCCUGAAGAUAGCAAACACCAUGUCCCAUCCACUGUAUAACCCGUAUGCUUCUGGGAACCAGAGUUCAUCCCAGGGGCAGUAUGGGCGCUCCGAUGCAGAGAGGGACCCUCGGAGGGCAUCAUCCCUUCAUGGACCUGGUUCAAGCCUUAGUUCCUCCCGUUCCUCCUCUGCUGUUUCAAACAACUCUGGACGGAUGAUUCCGCCCUUGAUGCCUCAGUUGAGAAACUACAGGUCUGAACAAAGCAGGACUGCAACAGAUGCGGGCAUUUCUAGUCCUGUGAACGUACAUAUGAACAAAGCCAGGGAGGAAGUUAGACAUGUUGAAAGAUCAGGGCACCGGUCCCUGGACCAGGACGCUCACUUUUCCAGUACAUUUAGAGAGGAAUUUGGCUCUUCAGACACACGGUUGGGUUCUCAACCGAUGUCUUCUACCUAUCUGGGACAAAGACACAACUUGAAUGUCCAGGGUGGCAGCAGCUCCUUGGACUGGUCUUCUAAAUAUAACAGACCCACUGCCAGUGACUCUAAACCGUUUUCCCAGUCUGCUUCAUCCAGCUACGCAAGCCGUGAUGAAGAUAGAUUCAACCCCUCUGUUGAAGGACAUCGUGAUAUGCAGGCCAUCCCAGGGUUAGGUGAUUAUGACUGUCCAUCUUCACACCAACCUGCAGCUUCUGCAGAGACCAGUCGACCCAAGUACUCUCCUGAAACUGCUGCCAGCAUCCUUCUUCACUUUGGACUCGAAAAAGAGGACUUAGAACAACUCAUUUCCUAUCCUGAAGAUCAAAUUACUCCAGCUAACUUGCCGUUCAUUCUGCGCCAAAUCUGCUCUCAGAAAGAUAAGAGGGCGGCAACUGGAGUCCAGUCGAACCCCAACCCUGAGCUCAAUACUGCUGGAGCAGUGGGUGACAGUUACAGUCUGAAUAGAUUUGGAGGAGCAGAGAUGCAACAGGAGAAAACUUCAACAGGUGUUUUCCAGUCAAGUAGAGUGAUUGACUAUGGACACACUGGCAAGUAUACAGGGUCAGGGGCUGGUGAUGAAACGGGAAGAAAAAGUAAUGAAGACGUUGGAAGGAUUGGUAGUAUGUAUGCAAUGGACAGUGUUCAAUGCAGACAAAAUCCACAACCACAGCAAAAGAAUACAACAGAAUGGAAAAGCACUGCCUUGGGUUCUUCACAGAAGCAGGCGAGUUCUUUUACAAGCCUCAGCUCCUCGUCUAGUUCAGCACUGAGUUCUGCUCCCUCUGCAAGUAAUAAUCAGACCAAUCAACGGCAGACCCAACCAAACCCGACUUUCCAAAGUAUCCUGGGCUUAUUAUCUCUGACAAAGAAAGACACAAACAUCAGAGGGUUCGGAUUUGAAGCAUCCAAACCCUUCACUUCAAAUGAAACUAAACCAGAACACCAGUCAACUUUGAACAUCCAACCAGCUCACACUAUGUUCCAUGGCAUGAAUCCCAGCCACCCUGGUCCUGUGCUCAGUGGCAGAAGCGAAGCAAGUGACAUCCAGAAACAAAGUAAAACAUCAGUAGUUGUGGAACAUAUUGUAAGGAAACAGGGAAACACGAAUAAGGAGUUGCAGCAACCACCAAAACAGCAGAAGCUGAUGCAAACUCCACAGGCUGAAAAGGUACAUCCACAGCAGCCACAAAACAAGCAGAUGCAGGAGACGCUGAAAAAGCAGGCGCAGACUCAGCAGACCCAGAGGCAGCAUCUGCAGCAGCCACAGAAGCAGGCGCAGACUCAGCAGACCCAGAGGCAGCAUCUGCAGCAGCCACAGAAGCAGGCGCCAACGCAACAGACGCAGAUCCAGCAGACUAAGCAGACCCAGCAGACCCAGAAGCAGCAAAAGCAGCAGGCACCAACUCAGAUUCCCGAGACACAGAAACAGCAGGUGCAGCAGACACAAAAGAAGCAGACACAGCCGGCAUCACAGAUGGGACAAACAGCGUGGCCUCCAACUUUCUCCUCUGCUACUCCUGCUGCCCCUGUUCCUCUUUUGUCCUGGAUCCCUGGAAAUCUUCACCCUAACUUCCCUCCUCCGGUCCCGGGCCUUGUUACCUACAAUCACAUACCUAUGCUGAAUUCCAAGUCGCAGUCAACAACAAAGUUGCCCCUGUCCAAGAUUCCACAUGAAACAAUGAUGAAUGACUACGCUGCAACUCCACCAAAGUUGUUUCCACAUGUCUGUUCUCUGUGUAACAGAAAUUGUACUGAUAUGCAGGUGAGUGUAAGACUUUCUGAACCCCCUUUCAUCUGAAAUUUUGGGUUGUUAAUUUCCUUUACUUUAAAGAGUAAUAUAAGUCCAGUUCAGACCAAAGCAUUUCAAAGGCAUGGGCUGAUCUACUUGAAUUUGGCUAACUCCUUACGAAAACCUUUCAGCUCACACCAGCACAACAGGAAGCGCUGGCAUCUCCCACCCUUUGUGUGUCAAAUGAGGCCUAAAGCAUAGCAGGGCUUCCCCUACACGCAAUUGAUUGUGGUGCCCUGCGGAGCGCGCAUCAAGUAUUAGCAUUAGCGAGUUAUCGUCUGCGAUCACUCAGCUGAUUAAUCACCCCCUUGCCACAGGUAGAUUCCAGCCUUAGGGGAAACACUGUUCUAUGGGAUGGCCUGCUCCUCCAUGCAGUAACUGUCCUCAGACAAAUCGACUCAGUGAUUCUUUCACCACUGUUCAUAACUUCUGUUUUCACCAAGACUGCUUAGGAUUUACUAGCUGAUGCAGCUACCAAUUUUUUGGUGUGGCGUGGCCCUUCAUUUUAAAACUAGCUAGUCGUGGAAUGACAAAUAGCCAUGAGCCCGCAGCAGUCGAACUGAGGGCGUGUGUGAUCACUCCGCAGCAGCUUCUCUCAGCUUCAUUUCUAAACUGUCUCAUACAAUUUUUGGUCUGAACUGUGCUUCACACUAUCGACUGAAUGUUCCGUGUACUCCCAAUCAAAAUCCAUCAGAUCUGUUUUUUUUUUUAUGUUUGUUAUUUCUAAAUCACUGUAACUGUUCGACAUAUGAAUAGAAUUGAGAUUGUUGUUGGAAAAUGAACACCCUGAGAUGUUCCCUGGAAACGGGUCCUAGGACUGAGAAGACGAGACGGGAGCGAAGCAGCCCAUGUGAAGAAGAUGGCCUUCUCUACUGUUCAGUUUGACCUCUCUGAAACAGUUGUCAAUGACCCCCCCCCCCCGCGCGCGCGUCCCCUGCAGCCAGAGCCAUUAGUGUUAUACUGGUUUUACUCAUCGCGUUUGUAGUAACAUUGACUAUUUCGACUCAAACUGCCCACAUCAUCUCAGCGUAAGUAUUUUCCAUUCUUAAAAAACAAGAGGAUCCAAAACAUUAUUUUCUAUCCUACAUCUGUACUUUAUUUUUGAUACUCUUUGUAUUUACUGGAUAGAGAAGUCAUACGAACCACCUCCCCUCCACACUUGGGACGGACUCCUGCCGUCUACUCCAGGUGUUCCUGCGCCGGUGCCUUUGUCCCGCUCCAGUCUAGAUUGGGAUGUCAGCAGACCCCAGGAAGCAUAAACUCCAAAGGCCCAGAGAGCCGCCUGCCAACAAUCUAAAACCCCAGAAGCUCAUCUUAAUCUUUUUAACAGAUGUUUUGUCUUUUUUUUAUUUUUUUUUUAUAAAAACUUUUAACCCUUGACUGGGUUUCCCAAGCUUGGCUUUCCUGAUUAAUUUGACCUUUCCAAACGUGUUCCCGAGGCUUUUUACCGUGGCUACAAAUCAAUCAACACCAGCUGCUUACGUCUACCGUCUGAGCUCCUCUCCUAGCCUUGGGAUGUUGCCGGUUCCAUGGAAGACUUUGCUGUUGGUCAACAUUUAAGAUGUUUUAAUGUUAAAUUUCUUUUGAGCACUGGCAUAAUAUGUCUGACUUGUACUAAGAUAAGCAGAAAAGUAAAUAAAUAAAUAAACUUUCAUUUACGGGACUUAGUAUCUCACCAAUGAUGCUCAAACUCUGGAGCCUUUGGGCAACAAGGGAACUCCCUCUUUGGCUCCUGUUAGUUGAAUAAAAUAUAGAAGAGAACAUUGCAAGGUGAACCAGAUGUUUAUUAAUGUGAUUUGUCUUUUUGUUCUGGGGACUAGGAUUGGAUCUCUCACCAGAACAGCGGCCUUCACCUUCAGAGCUGCAAACAACUUUGUAUCAAGUUAGUCCUUUUCUGUCUUUGUUGAAUGCUUCUUAUCUCCGUGUUUUUCAGAAAUGCAGUCUGAGUAAGGAACUGUUAAGGUGUUGAGUUGAUUGAUCCUAACUCACAGAUGAAGAAGAUGACUUUGGAAACUGAGAACUUGCUGGUUUAAUAGCUGUGUUUUGAUUCUCUUCACUAUAGAUAUCCAGAGUGGGCAGAUGAGAUUGAUGACAAGUCCAGGUAAAGUUCUUCUGAUGGGCCAACUCUGGAGCGUCCUUCACAUUGUUUGAUGUUAUGUGUUACUUUUGAUCGGCCAUUCAUUGACCCGUCUUUUGUAAAUUCCGCUUGGUCCUCCAGGCGUGAGAGCUACUCCUGGUCUAAGUCCCCCAGCCCCCGUCGCCACCAUGGCUCAGAAGGUGGAAAGGACAGGAGGCGUAGUCGAUCCCGGUCACCCCGUCAUUCUAGGCACCGUCACAGGUCUGUCACACAUGAAUUCUAAUCUGAGUAAUUUUAGCAAGAGACACUUGAGGCUAAUGGAUUAGCUGACCCAGAGUUAAUCGGAGAAAUGUAUCAUAACACCUCUUCAUGUGAGGCAUCAGACUUUUUUUUUUACAUACGCCUGAAUUAUUGAAUUAUAAUUUCUUUCCAGAUCACGAUCUCGCUCCCACUCCCGUUCUCGCUCCCGUUCCCCGAGACAUAGUCGAAUUUCCUCACGCCAUCGGUCACGUUCAAGGAGCCAUGAGAGACGAUCAUCUCCCAGGAGGAGUGACAGGAGGGGGUCGACACCAAGGAGGAGGGACAGAAGAGGGUCGACGCCAAGAAGGAGGGACAGAAGAGGGUCGACGCCAAGAAGGAGGGACAGGAGAGGGUCGACGCCAAGGAGGAGCCGUGAGCGGCGAUCACCACCGAGACGGAAACGUGAAAGGGCGUCGUCCACGGAGGAGUCAUCCCGUGAACGAGAGAGACAAGGCAGUGCAGAGAGACUGGCAAAGAAACUGCUGGAAACAUCAGGUUCAAGAAAAUGACAAAUCUUUGAAAAAGCCAAUUCUUCCUGUUAGCUGGUGAUGAAAUAAUACUCGUCUUUUUUUUCCUCCCAGGUGUCCAGUCACUGUCAGAUCAGUCUGAUCUCGAGUCUGUGGUAAAGUCUUUGGCUCCUGCUUUGGUCGCAGAGCUAGCUAAGAUCAAAUCCUCUUCCUCUGGCAAGGGAACCAAACCCUCAUCUUCUCCGUCCUCUGCUGAUGGAAAGAGAUCUUCUUCAACCACCUCUUCUUCCUCUUCUGCCGCAAAGACGGAGUCGGCUACAAACCCUGUUAAAGACAAACCUGACCUGCAGAAGAGAAAGGCAAGUUUUUCUACUAUGACAAAUCCAAACCACAAAAGGUUGGCCAUGUAAGACCUCAAUGAUAACUGAAAGAGUGAAAGACACGAUAAUGCUGCAUUUUUUCUUUCGCACUUACAUUCAUGACGUGAUUACCGUUUCAAAGAGCCGUCACAUUAAGCCACGCUCUCUCGUUUUUCAGUCUGGGAAGUCGUCACCUGCAACCAUGGUGAAACUACUUGGAGUUCAAAAGGCUCUUCCUCGCACUGCGGUGCUUCUUGCUGUGGAGCACUUUGGGAAAACCAAGUCUGUGGUGGUGUUUAGGGCCUCAGGAGAGGUACGUACAUCAGCUGUGAGGAGCUGUAAAGAUUCUCCCUUAAGCAAAGUUAUGAGACGGAAAUCUUGAUUGUUUUUGUUUGGUCUUUCGUAGGCAGUUGUGAUUUUUGAGAAAGAGGAAGACGCGAAAAAACUUAAGAAUGCCAAGAGCCUAAACGUCAGUGGAACAGAAGUUAAUGUUGCCAGAGACAAGGUAUCGUAAUCUUUGUCGUGAUCUCUAUCUGAGGAUGGGACCUGAUCGCUCAUGUGGUGACACUGUCAAUGGUUCAGCUGAUUUAAAACUGCAGGUUUCUCUUUGUUUACAGGAGGCUGUUUCCACGGAUCCGAAAACAUCUCCACAGAAGUAAGACAUGCCUCUCACAGACGUGUUUGUAGGAGUGAGUGGGGGGGAUGUUGAUUCGUUUGGCCUGUAAGGUAAAGACUGAACUGUCUUUGAAUAAAACCACAACUCUGACUUCCCAUUUCUCUUUUUGUGUUGUAUUGACAGGAAACCUGCCACAGCCAGUGUGUCCACACCUGAAUCUACCAAUAAGAAAAUCGCUGCCCCUUCAGCUUCCACUGAAGAUAAAGUCAAAACCUCAGAAAUGAAAACGGUCUCAACACAAGAGAGUCCUAAAACCUCAAAACCUGUGGAGACAGAGGCAAAGGCGCCUUCAGUGAGACAAAAAGCAUCCUCAAGUUCCAAGACCAGGUCUGCUGAAAAUCGGCCAGAUGUUGGUGACUCCAAACUAAAACCUGUAUCUGAAAAGACAAAACCCUCUGUGAAAGAAUCUGGAGCUCGGCCCAAAGAUAAAUCCAAAACUACAGAACCAGCAAAGGACACAGUGGUUCAAGCAAAGGUCUCAGCUUCCAAAGCAGAGAUGGUGUCGGCUUCAGAGAAGCCCAAAACUCCAAUGGACAAGAAACCUACAGGAAAGACAACCAUAAAAGGUAAUGCUGAGGAGAAAGCCACAAAUGACACAAACAAGCCGAUUGAAGUGGUCGUACCGUCCAACCAAGAGAAGCUGAAAGAAUCUGAAAGUGAGUCUUUGGAGGGGCUGAAAGGAAAGUCCAAGGACGCUGAGACAGCAGAUAAAACAGGAACUGAACCUCCAAAUGAGGAAAAACCCGACAAAGCUGUCGAUGUGGAUCAACCAAUAAAACUAGACAAGACAGGAGUUAAAGUCGCAGAGCCUGUGGAAGUGGGAAUAUUAACUCAGAGUGAAGAUAAAGACGAACCCAACAAGAGCCAAACCAUUUCAUCUGAGACCACUGUCAAGGCUUUAACACAGGUCCAGCAAAGCACCCCAUCAGAACCAGAGUCCGAGAAACCAGAGACCCACCAGGAGAUGACAGAACAGCACCCUCACAAAGACAAUACUCGUAAGAAAUCCAAACAGACGCUGUGUUUGUCCGUGUAAUAUAUCUGCAGUUAGCAGGACGAUUCUAGAGGAGAUGUUUGAGGUUAAUGUUUCUUGAUUUUGCAGCACCAGAGCAUCCUGAGCUUCCUCCACCUGAGAACAAGGAAGCCAUUGAUGGAGCAACCAUCCCACCGACCGUUCUGGGUUGUGAGAGGUAAGUCUAUCAAAGGAUUUGAACACAUAAACAUAUCAACAUUUAUUUUUUUACUUAACCCCAGAGAUAAUUCUGCAUUUCUCAUCGAUUGACGACCUCACUGUUGUUGAUUUCAGCGUGGGGAGCGUGAGACAGCAGCUCCAAGACUCUAGUGAGGCGUCAGAGAGGUUUGACAUCCAGCUUCCAGCUUCAGAGAGUCAAACCUCAGAUCCUCCUGCUGAGUUACCAUCUACUGUGGAACCCGGCGACCCUGCUGGAUCCAGCGUUUCUGAGCCCCUCGCUGCAGAACUAAGUGCUUCUGCCGUUAAAGAGGAAGUAAAGACAGAGGAAGUUCAGAGCACAGUGACUGGGAUGGUCAUUGACUCGAUUGUUGGUUCCAGUUGUGAUGAAAAUGUUGUGAAGAUGGAAGUUGAAGAGAAACCGCCAACAUCUUUGGUCUGUACAGCUGAGGCGGCCUCUGCGGUUAAGAGUGAAAACAAAGUUCCUACUUCUUCUGUCCCUGAUCCUCCGUCCUCAGAGCUCAUGCCUGAAGAAGAGUCUGAAGGACUCCCUCAGAUUGACACAGAAACUCUACAAGCCCUUGCUGCUGCAGUCCGCCAGCACAGAGUCACCCUAGCAAGCAGGUCCAAGAGUAAAGGGGACGAGGUGAGGCCUGGUUUGGUGAUUUUUUUUAAAUUGAGGAAAUAUGUCGAGUCCCAACAGCUCCGAGACAAUUUCACCAAAUUUACUGAAGUGCAUAUAUUAAAUAGGAAGUGUAUUUUAUUCUCUGAAUCAUUCCCAAAAACUUCAGCGAGACUUUUGAUGUCAAAGAUGACGACAUAUCUGCAUCUAUCUUUAGAGCCCUGGAGGAGAAGACCUGAGCUCCAAAAGUGAUACAGCUGAAGGAACAUCUCAAAGAAUGGUAAACAACCGAAGUCUCACCAGGACUCUCAUGAGUUUCUCUGACAUUGAUGGUUUAACUGCUGUUAUUGUGAUUGAUUGGGAAUGAUUCAGUGUUUCAGUCAUUUCCUCCUUCCUUGUUUUUCAUGCAGGGUCAGGAUAAUCUCAAAGAAGACGUCUCUUCAGGUAGGCGUGUGUUUGACCAGCCGAAUUUGAACCUGGAUGACUUUGUGACAGUUGAUGAAGUCGGAGACGAUGCUGAAGACCCGAACGCCGAGCCUCAACACUCCUCGUCAUCAACAUCCAAGCGUUCGUGCAGAGGCAAAAGAGGAAGUCGAGGCUCAGGUAGUCGGAGGAUCUCAACAAGGUCCUCCAAAGAUUUAAAGAGCACAUCGUCCUCCUCACCUUCAGUUCACAAACCAACCAGAGACUCACCUGAGCACAGCAAGAGUCCGAACAAACCAUCAUCCUCCUCCGGAUCUGGUAAGACCUCCUCCUCUUCUCCGGAUCAGAAAGCACAACAAAGCAGCUCAAAGUCUCCAGCCAGGUCAUCAGAUCCGGGGUCCUCCUGUAGGACACGCUCAUCUUCAGCUGUGCAAGAAGUGGACAAAGUCCAACCAACAGCAGCUGUUGAGGCGUCAUCAGAGACUCCUUCAGAAGAGCUUAUGAAGGACAGAAAAGACACAGAGAGUUCAGGGGCAAAGUCUGUGAAAUCUGAUGACGAAGACAAGCAGAUCAGUGGUGCUGCUGAUGGGGACCAAGACAACAGUUUUGAAAACCAGCAAACCGGGCCUGCAGGAACCCAGACUUUGCAUGAGGAGAGCGUGCAGACUUUAGGCAGUACUGACAACCAACCAAACCCCCUAAAAAUGGAGACAAACUGUCCUCCCCCGGGCCAAGAAGUUCCAGUUCCAGUGGUGAAAAAAUGUGAUGAGAGUGAAGGGAAGGAUAGGACCCUAAAAAAGGAGGAGGACAAAGAAAAAAUGUUUCCAGGGGAAUCUCACCAAACCUCAGAAGAUCCAGAAAAUCUCCAGAACCAAAUCCAAAAUGAAGAAGGUGUCAGCAAACAGGAUUUGAACGACUCUGUUAGCGAUGUUACCGACCAACCCGCCUUUGAAAUACUGGAUUCCGUGGAUGAUCAGAGAGCAGCAGGAGAUGAGAUGAUAUCUGCGGGAGACGAUAAGCAACCAGAGGAAGAGGAAGACACCUUUAAGAUCAUAGAUUCAGUGGAAGAACCUCAAACAAGUCCAGGGACAGAGUCAGAGAGGGACAAGGGUGGAGAGCAGACUCAGAAAGAGGAGGGCUCUGCUGGGAACGAUGGGAGAACAUCGAGGAGGAGUGGGCGCACAAGUAAGACAUCCACAACUGAAGAGAAGGAGAAGCCUCCCAAAAAACACCAACCAAGGAUGAAGACAGACACUGCUGUGGACAAAAAGGUCACCGAGGAGACCGAGUUUGAGAUCGUGGAUUCUGUUGAGGACGCUUCGAUUCAAGAGGACUCCACCAAGGACCGAUCAAGUAGAAGAAGAAGCACCAGAGGAAAGAAAGAAGAGAAGAUGUUAGAUUCCGUGGGGGAUGACAAACCUGCCACUGAAACAAAUUCCCCCAGAGGAAGACGAGAACGGACCAAGAUGGACGCCUCAGCCGAGGAAACCAGAACAGAGGAGAUGCCAACAACGAGAAGGAGGCAAACCCCUGCCAGAGAGUCACGGAGCAGAGAGAAGACUCCUCCAAAAGAGACAGAAGAGAGCUCACCAAUAAAGAAGACAGAAGAAAUUUUUGACUUAGUUCAGGACCAGGUUGUUCACGAGGAGACUCGGACUACGAGAGGAAAAGGAAAGAGGGGGAGACCGAAGAAGCAGGUCGAAACAUCAAAGAAAGAUGAUGCAGCAUCGAAGAAGAGCGAUGAAGAUGUUUCUGCAAAAGUUUCCGGUGAAGAAGAGACGACGUAUCAGAUCGUUGAUUCGGUGGAAGAUGAGUCGGUCCAUGAUCAGCUCCCCUCAGAGCCAUCAGGGACUGCAGGAGUCCUGGACCAACAAGAACAGCAGAGAACAUCUCCUAACGGGGAGGAGAAAGAGCCCAUCUAUGAGAUUGUCGAUUCUCUGGGGGAUGAUCAGGUUCAAGAGGAAUCUGAAGGACAAAGACAGGAACAAACUGAUGAAGAUGUUACAGGUACAGAAGCUUCUGAAAAACUGGGUGACAAGACAGAAAGUCCUCAUCCAGGACUUGAUGGUUCAGAAAAGGGUCAUGAUGUCCUGUGUGCUGCAGAGAGGUCUGAUACUCGUAAAGAAGAAGGGAUCACUUCAGAAAACAGAGAGAAAGAGGGAGAACCAAUCACACACUCAGAAAAUACACCUCAGGAAGAACAGACACCAAGUUCUCUGAUGAACCUGGAUGAGGUCAGUGAUGAAGAAGAGGAUUACCCUGAUGACUCUAUGGAGGUGGAGAAACUGAGGAAACAAUCCACUAAAGUACAGAGAGCAGAGAGGAGGAGCAGAAGAGGAGGAGGGGGAGGGAAAGGGAGGAGUAGGGAGAGGAGUGAGAAGAAGGAUGAGAAGGAUGAAGUCGAUGCCCAGGAGCUGGUCACUCUUGACGAGGUGGGAGCAGAUGACGCCACAGAGGAAGAAGAAGUGCGGGAAAAUCAAGACGAGGGCGGGAAAAUCCAGGAGGGAGACCUACUCGUCACUUUGGAUGAAUUUGUAGAAGAAGAGACGGAAGGACCUGAGACCUGCCCUCUGAGCCAGGACCAACAAUCACCUAACACCUCAAACCAGAAGGUAAAGUUUAAGAUCGGUGUCCUAGAUGAUACUCUCCUAUGCUUUGAUUCAAGUGGGGAAACAAUGCAUUUCGUGUUGUGAUAGACAGGGUUCAGGUGAAGGUCUAAAGGCGGUCCAUGAAUUCCCAAAGAGAGAGCAGAGGGUUUUUGUGAGGAGACUGGCCUCCUCUCAGAGCUGGGAUUCUGGAUGAUCCUUAACCCUUAGAACCCUCAGCUAUAUUUUGCUAUUUUUCUGUCCGGCGGCGAUCAAGUGGAGUUCUACGUGUUAACCUGGGUUUGUGUGCUUCGCUCUGAUGCCGAAGAUCUGUCGCAUUUUUUUUUCAGGUUCCAGGAACUUCAGAUGAAGAAAAAAAGACUGAAAACCGAGCUGAGAAAACCUCGACACCUGUGAAGCGCAAACGAGAUGACGAUGCAGGUGUGUUUACUUCUAAUGUAGAGUGUUGUUAAAAUAUUUCUACAGGAAUUUAUCUGAAAAAAAGACUGAAGCUUUUUUCAUUUUUUUUUGUCAUAGAGGACAGUAAGAACUUUGUGACUGUUGAUGAGGUGGGAGAGGAGGAGGAAGAGGAGGAAAAAGAAAUGGCCACACCCAGGAGAAGAGGCCGAGCUAAGAGAGCCAGACGGACUCCUGGUAACACGUCUCUGUUUCUCAUUACCAAAAUCCCAAAACAGAAACCCUGAGCUGCAUUGUUUACCAGAAGGAAUCUCUCCAAAACACAGAAAAACAGAUUCAUGUUGGAUUAUUAUUGUCUUUGAAAACAGUGAGAAAAUCCACCAAAGGGAAAACCGUGAGUCCACAAGAAGACGAGGAAAAAGGACCUGCUCAUGAACCGCCUUCCUCUUCACUGGACAAAGAUCCGCCUGAAGUGGAGGUCCAGAAGACCGCAGAGGAAGGAGCAGAGACACAAAGUACUGUGAACCCUGUUCCUGUCAGACCAGAGCUGGAGCCGGAGAACAAAACAGUCAAAGAAUCGGUGGAAGAAAAAGAAGAGGGGGAGGAGGAGGAAGAAAGGAGGAGGACUGAGAUUAAAGGUGAGAGUCGUCCGACAGGUGGCAGCAGGUUUAGACCGCUGUGUCAGCUUUUCUACAGGACAAGCUAAGCAUCCGCAAACAAGAAAGAAGUAGGUAUGGGAAUUGAUAAGAUUUCAUUAAUAUUUUUAUGCAUUUCUAACUUAGUUAAAGGCAUAUUCUAAAUUCCUAAAGACAGCGCGUGCGAGCGUCGUGUCAGUGUCUUUGCUUAGACGUGAGCAGAGGGGCAGAGCUGCAGUUAGCACUGAUGCUCUGCACUGUUUUAAUAAUCAACGGAUACACGUUACAGACAUUUAAAGGAUUUUAUAAACUACCCCCAAAAGAGGACAUAUCUGGGUAAAAGAGGACAUAUGGUCACCCUAUCAUAUGUACCUUCAAUGCCGUGCUGAGAUGGGGCAGCAGCGGCUGACGACUGGUGUUCAACAGGUGUUGUGCCGUAGAAUGCACCCCUGACGGGAGCGCGGUGAAAACUACAUACCAAGGUGAAAUAAUCGAAGUUUUCCUUACCAUUGGGUGGAUUCAAAAGCGUGUGCCUUUAAUGAUUUCAUUCAGACUAUUCAGUCGUCUUUCUCAGUAGAUUUAAGCCACGCUUUAGCUCGUUUCUGCCUACUUUUCAUAUCAUCCACCAUGUUUUUUCCUCUGUCCUUGUUCCCGCUCACGUAGACUGGCACUCGUGAGACCAUUUUCAAGGCACCCGGAAGAAAGGAAUCGUUAAGGGAAUCGUUAAGAUAAAAUGUAAAUGAUGUCGAUGGAUCGAACCAUUUGGAACCGGUUCUUGGAAAUCUCUGUGAGACGGACUUUUUUUAUUGGUUUCUUCUCUUUCUUUUCUCUUAGCUUUGAGUAAACUGAGGAGAGAGCUCGAUGGACCUGGAGCCAAACGAUCUCGCUCUCAGUCUCCUUCUGUCCCCGCCGACUUCAGACUACCAUCAUUCAAACCCAACAACCCCCUCGGUGAGUCCUAGGCUGCGGUUAUGUCCGGAGAGAUGACGUUCUGGUGCUUUUCCCUUCUCUUAGACUCUCAUGUCUGUUUUCCUCUUCAGGUCAGGAGUUUGUGGUCCCUAAAACGGGUUAUUUCUGUAAUCUCUGCUCUGUUUUCUACCACAACGAGAGCACGGCCAAGGAGACCCACUGCAGCAGCCAGAAACACUACGACAACCUGAAGGUGAGCACAAACAAAGAAAACAUCAGUGUGCUGAAGUUUAACCUGAGACUAACAAUGUUGUUUUCUUCUCUUUUUAGAAAUAUUACGAGAAGCUUCAACAUGCAUCAGCGAGAAGUUCACCCCAGAGCUCUGUUUCUGAUGAUGCUUAAGCAGCUGUAUUUCCUCUCCUGAACAUUUUGUCAUGAAAUAGUAUUUAACUUCUUUCUCUUUUUAAAAUGUGUCAAUCAUGACUUCUGGGGUCAGAUCCUCUGUACACAGGUUUGAGCCAAACACUCUGUUCUGUGAUAAAAUAUUUAAAUAAUGGGGGAUUACAUUUAUUUAGGUCAAACCAUCACAAAAUGUAUGAGUUUUAAAAGUAAUUACACAUUUACAAAUUUAAAAUGUUUUUUUGUGUGCUAAAGAAUAUUUUUGUAUUGUACCUCUCCUUUUUUUGUCUCAGAAGGAGCAAGCUUGAUUGUCAUUUUAUUAUCUUAGUACUUAUUUUUGACAUUACUGUAAAAGGGUCCAUUCAGUUGUGGUUUAAUCUUCGUUCUGGUUUUUACAAACACCAAUAAAAAAACCCGUUUAAUUGUCAUCUGUCGUUGGUACAUUUAUUCACUCUGUUUGAUCAAACGGCGAAACGGCAAUGGUCUCAGAACGGCCGAGCUUUUAUUUUGAAGGAACUCGAUGGCGUCACAUCCGUUAGCGUUUCCGCAUAACAGUCCGGGGGCCAACGUAUUAUUCGUGGGAUGGUAGGGGAAGGUCCCGCCCUCAUAACGUCCGGGGGAACUAAAACCUGUGCAGUGACAGACGAAGACAGGUAAGCAAAACAGACACCGAGGAAAUGCGACGGAGCGCUUCACGGUUGCACGAUACUCCUGAACCACGAAAGGUGUGAAAAAAUACCGAAACAUCGACUCAAAGAUCCCGGUAUCGUCCAGUUUUAGCCUCUUGUUCUGCCGUCAGUCACUUAGUGUGUUCAACCGUCGGUUUGUAGCUGGUUCAUCCGUUAGAUGGAUUUACAUUCACAAAUGAAGUUGUUAGGGAAUGGUUUCGAGUGUUUUUGAAGGUAUUUCGACGUAAAGCUCGGUUAAAGUCAGCUUUAACGGUUCUAGUUUUAAGAUGUUGCACUUUAAGAUGUGCUUUGUUUUCCUCUUACUGCCAAACGUUUAGUUUAGGAUCCACAGACAGAGAACUGUCUGUGAGUUAGAGUUUAUAUGUAUUCACAAUGAACAGCAUUGACUUUGUUUCUUCAUCUUAGGUCUGAACGAAGCUGGACUGCAACAAUUCUAGACCACUGGACCUACAUAUGAACCAAGCCAGGAAGGAAGUUAGACAUGUUGAAAGAUCAGGGCACCGGUCCCUGGACCAGGAUGCCCACUUUUCAGGUGCACUAAGAGAGGAGUUUGGCUCUUCAGACACACGGUUGGGUUCUCAUCCGAUGUCUUCGACCUACCAGGGACAAAGACACAACUUGGAUGUCCAGGGUGGCAGCAGCUCCAUGGACUGGUCAUCCAACUACAACAGACCCACUGCUAGGGACUCUAAACCGUAUUCCCGGUCUUCUUCAACCAGCUACGCAAGCCGUGAUGAAGUUAGAUUCAACCCCUCUGUUGAAGGACAUCGUGAUAUGCAGUCCAUCCCAGGGUUAGUUGAUUAUGACUGUCAGUCUUCACACCAACCUGCAGCUUCUGCAGAGACCAGCCAACCCAAGUACUCUCCUGAAACUGCUGCCGACAUCCUUCUUCACUUUGGACUCGAAAAAGAGGACUUGAAACAACUCAUUUCCUAUUCUGAAGAUCAAAUUACUCCAGCUAACCUGCCGUUCAUCUUGCGCCAAAUACGGCUCCAGAAAAGUAAGAGGGCGGCAACUGGAGUCCAGUCGAACCCCAACCCAGCUCCAAGAUUUGGAGGAGCAGAGAUGCAACAGGAGAAAACUUCAACAGGUGUUUUCCAGUCAAGUAGAGUGAUUGACUAUGGACACACUGGCAAGUAUACAGGGUCAGGGGCUGGUGAUGAAACGGGAAGAAAAAGUAAUGAAGACGUUGGAAGGAUUGGUAGUACGUUGGUGAUUGACGACACUGUAAGCAGACACAAUCCAGUCUUGGGUUCUUCACAGAAGCAGGCGGGUACUUUUACAAGCCUCAGCUCCUCGUGUAGCUCAGCACUGAGUUCUGCUCCCUCUGCAAGUAAUAAUCAGACCAAACAACUGCUGACCCGACCAAACCCGACUUUCCAAAGUAUCCUGGGCUCAUUAUCUCAGACAACGAAAAACGCAAACAUCAGAGGGUUCGAAUUUGAGCUAGAACACCAGUCAACUCUGAAAAUCCAACCACCUCCCCCUCAGUCUAGUGGAAUGAAUCCCACCCACUCUGGUCCUGUGCUCAGUGACCACAAGGACCGUAGUAAAACCAAAGGUAAAGGCUCUGUGGUGGUUGAACAUGUCACCAGGCAGCUGGGAAAACCGAAGGAGCAACUGCAGCAGGCGCAGACUCAACAGACCCAGGGGCAGCAUCUGCAGCAGAAAGAGGAGAACCAGACUACGCAGAAGCAGGAUACGCAGGAGAAACAGAAACAGCAGCCGGAGAUGGUGUGGCCUCCAGCAGCCCCUGUCUCCAAUCUUCCUCUGGUCCUUGGGAAUCCUCACCGUAGUAUGACUCCCCCUCAGCCAACCGUGGGAUCAGUGACCCACAAUCACUUGUCGAUGUCGAAUGUCAACCCACAACCAGCUGCAAAGUCGACGUCUUUCAAGACUCCACCGAAAGCAAUGAUAAACGACUAUGCAGCUGCUCCACCGAAACAGUUUCCAUUUUCCUGCUCUCUGUGUCACAGAUUCUGUAUUAAUAUGCAGGUGAGGGGAGGACUUUUCUCUCUCUUUUUUGUAAUUUUUGGUGGGGCUGGGCGAUAAACCGAAAUUUGCUAAUACUGAAAUUUACAACAAAAACCGACCAUAUCGGUAUACUCAGUGUUAUCGAGGUGAACUGAUCAUUGUAUUGUUAUAUUGAUUUGAGGCCAUAUUGCCCAGCCUUAUUAGGAACUUAAAAACCUGUUUUUAAGGCUCCUCUAUAGAGACUCUUUUCAUGUUGUUUGUUCUGGUAACUAGGACUGGAUCGCUCACCAGAAUAGCUUCAAUCACUUCCAGGGCUGCAAAGAACUUCGCAAAAAGUCAGUAUUUCACUUCAACUUCUGGAUCUUGACUCUCAGAUGACUAAUGUCGAAAGAGUUCAUGUUCAUUUCAACUGAUUUUUUACCUGACGGCAUUUUGCGGAUUAAACUGCGGUGUCUUCAACAGAUACCCAGAGUGGGCUGACGAGUUUGACGGCAAGACCAGGUAAAGUUCUUCGGUUGGGCCAACUUUGUUAUUGAUCCUUCAGGUAAUGUUUUAGUUUUGAUCAACUGAUCUGUUUGAAAAUCCACCUCAUCCUGAAGGUAUGAGGGCCACACCUGGUCGAAGUCUCCCAGCCCCCAUUGCGAUCAUGGCUCAGAUGGUGAAAGAGAGAGACGACGUAGCCGAUCACGAUCGCCUUGUUGUUCCAAACACCAUCGCAGGUCUGUUGGACAACAAAUGUGCCAUGAGCCUCUACAUCUUGAUUAAAAUUGGGUAUUUGCAUAAAACAGUUUCGUCCUUUCUCCUACCAGAUCUGGGUCUCCAUCUCUAUCUCGAUCUCGCUCCCGUUCCCCGAAACAUAGUCGGAUUUCCUCACGCUGUCGGUCACGUUCAAGGAGUCGUGAGAGACGAUCAUCUACCCGAAGAAGGGACAGGAGAGGGUCGACGCCAAGGAGUAGCCGUGAGCGGCGAUCACCACCGAGACGGAAACGUGAAAGGGCGUCGUCCACGGAGGAGUCAUCCCCUGAACGAGAGAGACGAGGGAAGGCAGGCAGUGCAGAGAGACUGGCAAAGAAACUGCUGGAAACAUCAGGUUCAAGAAAAUGACAAAUAUUUGAAAAAGCCAAUUCUUCCUGUUAGCUGGUUAUGAAAUAAUACUCGUCUAUUUCUCCUCCAAGGUGUCCAGUCACUGCCAGAUCAGUUUGAUCUCGAGACUGUGGUCAAGACUCUGGCUCCUGCUUUGGUCGCAGAGCUAGCUAAGAUCAAAUCCUCCUCCUUUUACUCUGACAAAGGAACCAAACCCUCAUCUUCUCAGUCCUCUGCUGAAGGAAAGAGAUCAUCUCCAACCACCUCUUCUUCUUCUUCUGCUGCUGCAAUGACAGACUCAGUAACAAGUCCCUCUAAGGAAAAGUCCGGCUCAGAGAAGACCAAGGUGAGCAGCUACACACGUCGCUCUAUCCUGAUGUUUUGUCCUACCUGAUUGACGCUGAUGUAGGUUUCUUGGUUUCAGCUUUUGGUCUUUUUAGAGAAAUACCAGUUCGGUCUUAAUUCUUCUUGUGUUUGGUCACACGUAGGCAGCUGGAGAAGAAGAAGAAGCUGAGAAACCGGGGAGCUCAAGGAACCACGAUGAGAAGGGAACAGAAGUCACUAAGGUGAUGAAUGACUGCAUACUGACGCCCAAACCUAAAGAGCUAGAACUGGGAAUAUCUUUUCAGAGUCAAGAGGCCGUACCAGCAGUUUCAGACAAACCCAACAAGAGUCAAACCAGUUCAGUAGAGACCUCUGUCAAAGCUUCAACAAGUAUCCAGCAAAGCACCCCGUUAGGACCAGCAUCCAAGGCGCCAGAACCUCCGACCGGGACAAAAGGUUCAUAUGUGGCAGCUGAGCGAGUUGGAUCUAUGACACAAAUACAGCAAACAGCUCCUGCACCCAUGUUCACUCCACGGACUUGCGGGGAGAAGAUCAAUUCGUUCUUUAAUCCGCUCUCGAUGGGUAAGACUAAAAGAGAAGAAGGUGGAUCUGUUCACAUUCUGGUCGAAAUAUCUGCAUACCAUCAUUCUGCUCUCUUCUUCUUCUUUUACAGGAUACGUCAAACUAGAACACUUCUUGAGGGUAGGUCCUCGGACUCGUCUAUGUUCCCACAGAUGUAGUAUUUCAACCGUAGAGCUUGGUAAUUCCUCAUUUUUCCCCUCAUUCUCUUUCUCCGUUUUUCCCCAAACUCUUCAGAAUGACAAGACAAAUUGGAGGACCUUGAUCAUAUCUAAUCUGCCACAGUAUAAAAACGGCUGCUACACAGAGGAGAACAUCGCCGAACUGUUUUCUCGGUUUGGGUUUUGCAAGACGGACGACAACAUGUUUGUUUUUCCUUACGCUCGCUUCGUAAGCUUCGGUUUUCUCUGUCUGCGUUGGUUUUCUGCUCUGCGGGUUCUACCGUUCCUCUGAUCUCUCCUUCUGUACGUCUCAGGCCCUCAUUCAGUUGCCAGGGAGGGACAGUGUCCUCAGGGCAAUCAAAGCGGUCCAGAGGGAGUUCUUCACUUUGAAAGGAUCUCCGCUGGACGUCACUAUUUCACUUGAGAAGGAUAUAACACCGGUAACCAUGAACAGCUUUGAAUGAUUGUUAAUCAUAUGUUUGUUUAUAGGGGUGUCCUGAUACAACUUUUUGACUUCCGAUACGUUACCGAUACUGUAGCCUUCAAUACUGACCGAUACCGAUCUGAUAUUGGCAACGUCUUUCUCGGACUUAAACGAAAAAUACUGCCACAAGGCCGACAUCAUUCCUACUCCUUGGUACUUUGUUAGUUCCGUUUGCUGUGCGCGAGUUAUCUCGGAAGUCAGAAGUCCGAGCUGGAAAUGACGUCACACCCGAGUUACCAGCCUUUCAGUUACCAAGUCGGAAAUAACCAAAAUCGGAGGCGGAAAUAAGAUGGCAAAAGUUAUUUUAGCGCUUACCUUGUCCGAAUAUAAGCAAAGACUAGGCAAGCGCUAAAACAAAUUAUGUAGAUGUAGCCAUCUUGUUUCUGCCUCCGAUUUUGCUUUUUUCAGACUUGGUAACUGAAAUGCUGUGACGUAACGCAAACACAGCAAAAGUACACACUCAGUACGUUUACAUGGCACUCGAGAAAACCAAAUUAUCGCCUUACUCUGAUUAAGACCGCUCAACUGAAGUGCAUGUAAACACCUUUGUCGGAGAACUCCGAUUAUGACACCCAGAUAAUGCGAUUGGAAUUCAAAUUUUCUCUACCAUGUAACCAGCGUAGUCGGAGUAUGAUCGGACAAUGCAUGUGCGCCACGCCCCCGUAACCCCGGAACAACAACACCAGAGAAGAAGGAAGUGUUCAUCUCAAUCUUCGAUUCGGCAAAAAAACCGAAUUAUGAGCUUAGUCCGAUUAAGCUGUGCAUGUAAACGCACUGAGUGUUGUUGUGAUCACAUGGGCUCUACAGGCUGGAUCCGGACGCUGCUAGAUAGAAGUGUUGGAGCGGAGUCUGGAAUGGACUGCUUGUAUCGGAGUGCUUAUAUCGGAAAUUGUAGAAGCAGGCUGAUUUAAUCCGAUAUUCGUUUUUUUUUGCUGAUAUCGGACCGAUAUUGUUAUCAGACUGAUAUCCGAUAUCAAUAUCGUAUCAGGACACCCCUUUUUUAUGUUGAGUAUUUUCCAAACUCCACACAGACUCGGUCUCUUUACUUUGACAGAAGUCUGUCGUGUUCAAACGUCUUUGUAUUCUAACCCUGUUGACUCUGUUUCCGUCGUAGUUCAGGGUGUAUCAAAGGAUCAUGAAGAAGAUGAAGCGUGUAAGCCAAACUCAAACUUCUUCAGUUGUUUUUAUUCUGAUUUAAAGUUGUCGGUGAAUCUCUCUGUGAUGGCUCUAUCUCCACUUAUUUGGCUUAUUUGGGCAAAAGCCCUUUCUACUGCAGAACGUGUGCCUCGUCAAGAAUAUCCCGCUGAAGGAGGUCAGGGACCUGAGAUGGGCUUUGAAGGAUUUCGGCCACUUUGCGAACUUCAUGCCGCUCCUCAACAAGGUAGAAAAAGCUGCACUGGAGUGUCUCUGUGAGAAAAAGUCAGUCCUCUCUCGAGUCUACAUGUGACUUUGUGUGCUGCAGGUUUUCAUAGAAUUCUUGGUCUAUUACGACGCUAAAAGAUUUGGACAUUGGUACGAUUCCCUGAAACCGGGGCGGGGCCGUGAAGUGCACCUGCUAAGCGGGUACAAGUACGAGACUCCAGAAACAUGUGAGUCAGCUCUAUCACAUAAAAGCUCUAUAGUGAUGUCAGCUGGAAUCUAGGUAAUCAUGAACACCGAUGAGCGGAUGCUCGUGGGACACACUCUCAGCCCAGACUGCAGGUCUCAUCAGCUGACAUUUCUAGGCUUGAAUGAUUUUAAAGUGAGAUUUUAUCAGGUACUGAUAUUUAAUCUGAUCUCCUGAAGAUAAUGCAGGGAGCACACGUAUGGUCUACAGUGCAGACGGCCCCCAUCUGAUCCUGAAGCUCACGCUCGAGGACGGUCUUUGCUCGAACAAAAUUUGUAAGAAAGACUCGGUUUCUCUUCAUAAUACAGCUUUAAUUCUUUGUUUUCUCUUGAUCAAUGUGCUCUCUGUCUUUUUCAGGUAUUCUCCCUGAACAUACCGUCCUCUCACCUCAGGUGAGCCUUUUAAAAACUUAGACCUCAAGUUUUUUCACAGGAUUAGACUCUAAAAGUGGAUGUUGAAGAUUGACAGUUUGUGUGCUGAAUAUGUCGCAGUUUGAAAAGUGUGUAAAUGGUUGUUGUGCCUCCUCCUUUGUUUGUUUUCCAGUUCUUGCGAAGUGAGAAGAAGCUGCUGCUCAUAUCUGGGCUGCCCGCCUUUAAAGAUGGUGCCUACACUGAGGCUGAUGUUGUCAAUCUGCUCAUUCCUUUUGGGUUCCUUUUCCAUCAUGACAAGAUCUACGUUGUCCCUCAGACGUGCACGGUAAGCAGCAGCAGACGCAUUCAUUAAUCCUAUUUUUAUAAUAAUGACGUUCUGUUUCCUGGUUUUCUCUGCAGGCUUUUGUCCUCAUGGAAACAACCCAAGAAGUACAACAACUUGUGAGAGCUUGCCAAGUGAAUCCUCUUACUUUAAAGGGGUCUGAACUGACUGUGAAUGUCGUGACCAGUGACAUCAAGAUGCCACCAGUAAGCAUUUCCUCUCCCCUGAUCUGAACAGAUGUGCGUCAGUGAGCGAUGAUGAUAAAACAGAGGGAAAAACUGUACUGCAUCUGCCUUAGUGUGACCUUUGUCUUAAAAUCUUUUACUUUGAAGGAGUCGGGUAGCUUCCUCUGACCGAGGAAUCAGCGUUUUUACUGAAGAGCCUCUUCUUAUGAAAGAGGAUAAGGGCCACAAGGAGAGAAAAAAUAAUUACAGGAGGGAGAUUUUUUACAUUUCCAUUUCAAGAUUGAAGUCAAAAUUUAAAACGAAAGUUAAAAUGAAAAAAAAUCCAAAUUUCGAGAUUAAAGUAAAAGUUUUGAGAUUGUAGAUGAGAUUUUAAAAAGUUGAAAUUAAAAAAAACAUCAAAAUUUCAAAAUAAACUCGAAAUUCUAAAAAUGUCAAAAUGAAAAAAAAUGAAAUUUGGAGAUUAAAGUCGAAAGUUGAAAAAAGUCAAAACGAAAAAAAUAUUAAUUUUGAGAUAAGCCGAAAUGUGAAAAAAAGGCGAAAUAGAAAAAAAAAAUCACAGUUAAAUUUUUCAGAUUGUAGUCGAAAUUUUAGAAAAAUUGAAAUGAAAAAAAAAUUGAGAUAAAAGUCGUAAUUUGAAAAAAGACUAAAUAAAAAAAAAUCAAUCAAUCAAAUUGAAAUCACGAGAUUAAAGUCAAAAUUUUGCGAUUGAAGUUGAAAUUUAAACAAGUCAAAAAGGGAAAUAUAGAAAUGUCAAGAAAUAAGUAAAUCGUAAUUUCGAGAUAAAAGUUGAAAUUUUAAGUCUAAAUGAAAAAAAAAUCUAAAUUUGGUGAUUAAAAUAUAAAUUCCGAGAAAAAAAAUUGGAAUGACGUGGAUUUCGUGAUUUUAAUCUGAACAUUUCAGCAGUAUUCACGACAUUUUGUAAUCUAGAAAUUUCAGUGUUUAAUCUAAAAAUUUUGACUUAAUUCACAUAAUUUUUUUUCUCAAAAUUAUGACUCUAAUCUCCUUCCUUUAAUACUUUUUUUUCUCUUCAUGUGGCCCUAACCCUCCUCCUUAUCUCCUUCCUAUGUUCAGUGUCUGAGUAAAGCAGUAAUAGUUUUAGAUGCAUUAAUCAUAAAAGAUGAUUAACAUUGAUAAUGAUAACAUAAACAUGUGAUUUUAGCUCUCACUGAAACAAUUAUGCAAAGAAAAAAAACAAAAAAGAUCUGCAUUUUUUAAAGUUAAAUUAAAAAUAUUACAUGUAGUUUAGAAAAAAGAGAAAACAUGAGAUUAAAAAAAAGUCCUCUUUGUUUGCGUUUAACUCGACCUCCUCCGUCUUUUUCAGAUCAACUUUUAUACAUCACUGAUGAAACUCAUGUGUGGUGUAAGUACUACAUUAUUCACACAAUACUACACACAAAAGUACACGUCAAGCCUGAUUAAACCCUUCUAUAUUAUAGUAGAUUUUAGCUAAUUACAUUCAAAUUAGCGGUUUGUGUGUCCACUUCCUGUUGUAGAGGGAGUACGAAAAGCAAGUCGGGGAAAGACUGAUCUUCAUCAGGAACGCUUCGCCGAGAGAGAUUCGGGAGCUCACCGACACUUUCAAAGCGACACCAGUCCAAAACAUUCUGCCUCUCCUCGACAAAGUAAGACGCAUAAUCAAUAAAAACUGAUCGAUUUGAUAUGGUGGGAGAUCCUGUGUGCGUGAACACUCCUGUGUGCUCGUGUUUGUGUUCAUACAGGUGUUUAUACAGUUCGACUCACCUCGAGAGGCUGAUUGGUUCGGAGUUUGGCACAGUCUGCAGAGUCCAGUACCGGGUUACAUCGUCCACAGACUGAAGAUACCGGUCGGGAACAAUACAGCGCCAUGUAAGGAAAAAACCGAGACCGCCGUCUUUCACAUCCCUUUAGACUUUCUUUUGGUUUGUCCUUACGAUCUCUCACAUAUGAAGUUUGGAUUGACCUUUUUUUUCUAUUUUGGGCAGCUCCAAAAUUUCCAAAACGCAUCCCGCGCGGCUGUAUGAGGGACAUUGGAGGGGUAACUGUUACAUCGUUACUUACUAAGGUUCCAGAGGGCGCCAGUCCACCGUUUUGGAUCACGUUGAGAAACAGCCCCUUUGUGUUCCCGAGCCUUUCACCCUGCUUUGUCAUCCCUCGUAAGAGGAAGAGAUUUUGUGUUUCCUUGUUGUCUUUAACGCUUCGAUUUGACCUUUUUAAACAUCAUUGAAAAGGAUGAUUGACAUUGUUGCUUUUUCUUUUUAUCUCCAAGCUCACCAUAACAUCAAAAACAUGGCCGACAUUCAGGUGAGACAGUUUCUAACAAAUUGUUUUUUUCAGACUCUAGACUUCCUCUUUGACCCCUCUUUGAUAUCUUUAUAUGAUUUACAUGAAUCACAAAAAAAAAUAAAUAAAUUUAACAAAAAAAGAAAAAAAGGAAAUAAAUAAAAAAUAAAUAAAUGAAUAAAAAUAAAGAAUAAAGAAACAAAUAUAAAAAAUAAAAUAAAAAAUACAAUAAUAAAUAAAUAAAAAUAGAAAUCAGUAAAGAAAUAAUAAAAUAGAAUAAAGAAUCCAUCAAUAAAAAAAAAAAAAAAAAAAAAAAUAGAAAUAAAUAAAAAUAAAAUAGAAUAAAGAAUAAAGAAAUAAAAAUAAAAUAGAAUAAAGAAUAAAGAAAUAAAAAUAAAAAAAUAAAAUAUAAUAAAAAAUAAAUAAAUCAAAUAAAAAAGAAAUUACAUAAAAAUUAAAAGAAUAUUUUAUAAAUAAGUAAAUAAGAAUAAAAAAGGGGCGGGUCUAUCUUUCAAAGGAUGAAUUACAACGUGACGCUAGUUGAACUGGAGCAAUGUCAGUCUUUUAUACACUGAAAUGAAGUAACUAUGAUGAAGCUGAAGGCAUCCCUGGAUUUAAAACAGUAUUUUGCUGUAUUUUUAUGUUGUAUUUUCAGGCGGUGCGGCAUUACAAGCCCUCCACAAUCAUGUUGACCGGUUUGCCACAAGGAAAGUACAAACACGAGGAUGUGGCGAGGCUGGUCUGGCCAUAUUUCAGAGAGCAGGAUCGCAGCCUUCACUCCCUGUACUACAAAGUGACAGUCUUACCUCUGCAGAGGAGGGUGAGGAAUGUCAAAUAUUGUCAUCUGUAGUUUCCAAAAAUGAAGCUGGAUUUGAAUGACUGUCCUUCUCUCUCUUCACCUCCAGGCCUUUGUGUUUUUUCCUGACUGGAAUACAUGCAGCUACUUCAUCCAAGAACAGGUUUCCAAACCGCUUUUUAUGGGGGACCAUUUGAUUAGAGUCCAGUGUAUGUUGAAGCCUAUGCAUCCUGAAUCCAGCGAGGUGAGGGAACAACUCCGUGUGUUUCUCUGUGUUGAAGUUUUUAUCCUCAGUGUGAAGCAUGUCGACCUUCCUUCGAACAAAAUAUGCUCUAUAAACAAGGUCGUCCAUGAAUUCUUCUUCUCUUGUGCUGCUUCUGCAGGAGCUGUUGUACAAAGGCCUGAUGAAUCUGAGCAGUGCUGUGAGUCCUGAAUCCGUGUCAAAGAUCUUGUUCUUGGAUUUCUGCUCCUCAUCGUCAAUCAUCUGUUCACUCAGGGAGUUCCUGAUCCGGACCCUCCGGUGAAGGGGCGGCUGCUGUGCGUGGAGGUCUCAGAGGUGUCUGUGCAGAUCAUCAGUACGGUUGUAGACACGGUGGCAUCUGUAGCGCCUAUUGUCAACUUCCUGCCUCUGGCCAACAGGGUAAAUCCCGAAAACCUGCUUGAGUUUGAUCAUCAGGAGAACUGUUCCAUCACAGAGACUCAUUCUUGCUUUUCUAGAACUCCUCUCAGCAGACUCAAACUCAGCUCAGUUCUGUUUGUGAAGGUCUGACUUGGACUUGUUUCUCUACCUCAGAUCUGCAUCGAGAUGGCCGAACCAGCUGGUGUCACCAAAGUCUUGGAAACCUUUAAGAUACCAUUACUCGACCCAGACACCAUUGGAAAGAUGAAAAAGUUUUCGUAAGUGAAAGUAAAGGGUUAAAGGGAUAUUCCGGCGGGAAAUUAAUUUAGGAUCAAACACGCAUAACACCGAUUUAGACACCCCGUUAAGAGAUGAAUGUUGCCGACCGCUUGCUUCUCUAGUUAUGCCAACUUUAGUAACGACUGCAGGAUAGCAAUACACAGCAGUCUGAGGAGCCAUAAACAAACCUCAACCAAAACACCACUCUAUAGCCACAAAUAAUGCUCAGAACAGCACCUAACUUCAUCAACAGUACAUAUAGGGUCACAGACAUAGUACUAGAGACUAAACAUCUUUUUAACUUUGACUAAUUUCUUUAGCAAAGAGACUAAACACAACUCACUUACUCUCUUCCAGCAGACGCUGGUUUGUAGCGAGACUUCAGGCCAGUCCAUUACGGACUACAGUGGGGUUUCGCAGCUCAAGGAAGUACAUUUAUGAUCAUUUUUUUAUCAUUUCCUUGAAGUAAUAAUCAUCAUAUUAAUCAUUUUUCACUGCAGACGCGGUAGUUCUUCUGUCUUAGCGUCUCGGUCUGAUUGUAUUUCCAUGAAGAAAUUAUCAUAAAUGUUCUUCCUUGAGCUGUGAAACCCCGCUGUAGUGGACCCAUCUGCGGUCUCUCUACAAACAAGCGGCUGCUGCAGUAGGUGAGUUGUGUUUAGUCUUUAGUCAAAGUUAAAAAGAUGUUUGGUGUCUAGUACUAUGUCUGUGACCCUAUAUGUCCUGUUGAUGAAGUUAGGUGCUGUUCUGAGCAUUAUUUGUGGCUAUAGAGUGGCGUUUUGGUUGAGGGCGUGGCUCUCUGUAUUACUAUCCUGCGGUCGUUAAUAAAAGUUGGUAUAACUAGAGAAGCAAGCGGUCGACAACAUUCAUCUCUUGACGGGGUGUCUAACUCGGUGUUACGGUGUGUUUGACCCUAAAUUAAUUUUAUGACGGAAUAUCCCCUUAAAAUAGUUUGUGUUGUUCUAACCUAUCUCCAUGAAUUCCUCUGUGUUUGAAUUGUCAUGGAAACCAAACUGAUCCGCUCUCAUUUUCUCAUCUUGUAGGAACAAAGUUCUGGGUUUUGAGAGGUGAGUCUAUCGUAGGAUUUGAACAUAUAAACACACCAACGUUUAGUUUUUACUUAACCUCAGAAGUAAUUCUGCAUUUCUCAUCGAUUGACGACCUCACUGUCGUUGAUUUCAGCAUGACGAGCCUGAGAAAGCGCCUACAAGACUCCGGUGAGGCGUCAGAGAAGUUUCAGCGCUUCAACGCCAGUGUUGAGAUCAAUCUUCCACCUUCAGCGAGUCAAACUUCAGAUCGUCCCGCUGAGUUACCAUCUACUCUGGAAACCGGCGACCGAACUGGAUGGUGCGUUUUUGAACCGAGUGCUUUUGCCAUUCAAGAGGAUGUUCAGAGCGCAGUGACUGGGAUGGUCAUGGACUCUGUUGUCGGUUCCAGUUGUGAUGAAAAUGUUGUGAAGAUGGAUGUUGAAGAGAAACCGCCAACAUCUUUGGUCUGUACAGUGGAGGCGGCCUCUGAAGUUGAGAGUGAAAACCAAGUUCCUACUUCUUCUGUACCUGAUCCUCCGUCCUCAGAGGUCACGCCUGAAGAAGAGCCUGAAGGACUCCCUCAGAUUGACACAGAUACUCUACAGGCCCUCGCUGCUGAAGUCCACCAGCACAGAGACGCCAUAGAGAGCAGAUCUCCAAACAGAUCUCCAAACACGCCAGACUUGUCCUCGGUUGAAAUUUCCUCCCAUCAGAAAGCACAACAGAGCAGCUCAAAGUCUCCAGCCGGGUCAUCAGAUCCGGAGUCCUCCUGUAGGACACGCUCAUCUUCAGCCGCAGAAGAAGUGGACCAAGUCAAACCUGUUGAGGCGUCAGCAGAGACUCCUCCAGAAGAGCUCAUGAAGGACACAAGAGACGAUGAGAGUUCAGGGGUACAGUCUGCGAAAUCUGAUGACAAAGAGGAGGAGAUCAGUGGUGCCGAUCAAACACGUGGAGACCGAGACAACAGUUCUGAAAACCAGCAAACCGGGCCUGCAGGAACCCAGACUUUGCAUGAGGAGAGCAUGCAGACUUUGGGCAGUGCUGACAACCAACCAAACCCCCCGAAAAUGGAAGGGGAAGUGUUGGAGGUGGAAGAGGAGGAGGAAAAAGAUGUGGUUGAACCCAAAAGGAGAGGCAGAGCAAAGAGGACCAGAUGGACUUGUGGUAACACUUCAACACAUUCAUGGUCUUCUUAGAUCUUUAGAUCAUUUUUCUUUUGGUCCAUCAUCAUGUUUCUACUUUUCAAUUGUCUUUGAAAACAGUGAGAAAAUCGACCAGAAGGAAAACUCAUGAACCACCUUCCUCUUCACGUGAAGCCUCCUCUUCGCUGGACAAAGAUCCGUCGAAAGUUGAGGUCCAGAAGACAGCAGAGGAAGGAGCAAAGAGACAAAGUAAUGUAGAAGAGGAAGACAGGAGGAGGACUGAGAUUAAAGGUGAGAGCCGUCCGACUCUAAGGUGUUAGCAGGAUUAGACAGCUGGAUUGAGUUUAUGUUUCUUUUGUUUAGCUUUGAUUGAACAGAGGAGAGAACUCGACGGACCUAGAGCGAAACGAUCUCGCUCUCAGUCUCCUUCUGUCCCCGCUGACCACAGACUACCAUCAUUCAAACCCAACAACCCCCUCGGUGAGUCCUCCGGAGAGAAGACGUUCUGGUGCUUCUCCCUCCUCUUAAACUCUCACGUCUGUCUUCCUCUCUUCAGGUCAGGAGUUUGUGGUCCCCAAAAUGGCUUAUUUCUGUAACCUCUGCUCUGUUUUCUACCACAACGAGAACACGGCCAAGGAGACCCACUGCAGCAGCCAGAAACACUACGACAACCUGAAGGUGAGCACAAACAGAGAAAACAUCAGUGUGCUGAAGUUUAACCUGAGACUAACAAUGUAACUUUAUUUAUUUUUUUUAGAAAUAUUACAAGAAACUUCAACAUACAUCAGCAAGAAGUUCACUCGAGAGCUCCCAGGGCUCCGUUUCUGACUGA